Cladophialophora immunda is the source of this 1042-nucleotide messenger RNA. RefSeq lists its product as uncharacterized. Bases 272 to 1042 code for a protein of 256 amino acids. Gene Ontology annotation, molecular function: hydrolase activity. The transcript has 5 exons. The record is from RefSeq and is a predicted model, not a curated record. Lineage: Eukaryota; Fungi; Ascomycota; Eurotiomycetes; Chaetothyriales; Herpotrichiellaceae.
UGGAAUACUUCAGCCUUGGACAGAUCCGUUGGACUGACAUCCGAAAACUGGAAUUUGUCCGUCUACUUGGGUUGGGGCUGGAUUCAAACACAUCCACGUAGCCUUUUAUAUUUGUUCGCACGAAAAGGCUUGCCAAUUUGCUCAAAUCUUGCAGGAACUUCAGGUCUCACGAAGACUUCAAUCUGAGGUUACGGAUCCUUUCACCCUACCCAAGCUUUCCUUCCUAGAUUCGCACCGGACUUCUGGUAAAUGUACGGGUGGCGCGCUUACGAUGACCAGCGAAGCAUGCCACAGCGUUCCCACCGUCGUGCCAAAGGAGUACACUCCCAAGGGAAACUAUGAGACUUUCGCGGGAUUGAAGACUUACAUUACCGGUCCUUCCACCACCAACCCCAAAAUCGGCAUCAUCGCAAUAUAUGACAUCUUCGGCAUCAGUCCGCAAACUCUCCAGGGUGCCGACCUUCUUUCGUCUGCCACCCAAUUCAAUGAUUCUGCCGUGGUCUUGGUCCCCGACUUCUUCAACGGCUCCGGCGUCCAAUUUGAUUGGAUACCGACGGACACAGAGGAAAAGAAGCUGCUUUUCGGGACUUUCAUGGCUCAGAAGGCGGGUAUCGAGAAGAGUCGCGCAGCGCUCUUGGAGGUCGUGGGCGAGUGUAAAGCCAAACUCCCGACGGUCGAGCAUUGGGGCGUUUACGGACUUUGUUGGGGUGGCAAGAUAGCUGUAUUUGUUUCAGGUUCCGAGUCUCCCUUUGAUGCUUCGGCUCAGGCCCAUCCUGCCCGCAUGGACAGAGCCGACGCUGAAAGCCUGACCAUUCCACACAUGACCCUCGCUUCCAAGGAUGAGCCGGUCGAUCUCGUCAAAGUCUACGCCGACGUUGUCAGGUCGAACGGUAUUGGUGGACAUGUCGAGACAUACAGCACCAUGUGGCAUGGCUGGAUGGGUGCGCGUGCGGACCUUGAAGGGCUUCACAGUCGAGCAGAAUUCGAGCGAGGGUACGGCGAAUUGGCGGAGUUCUUUGGAAGCUAUUUGAGAGCGACUUGA